CCUGGAGGCUGUCCUUACACCGCUCUUCUCACGCCGCCGUGCCUUUUGCUGCAUCUGGAGGCGCUCACUGGAUAAUCUCCAACAGCGGAGCGGGCCUUCAGCUACCAUCCCAGGCUCGCCUCAAUAAGAAGCUCUGAGCACUGUAGAUCUCUUCCCCUUUCUUCUGAGUCUUCUCUUCCAACCCCCGGGAAGCAUGUACCCAGCACCCCGCCGAGCCCAACCCCUUUGAUUCCCGGACCUCUCAAAGCUAUGCAGGCUGCAAGGCAUUAGACAUUUCGGAUCUCACCAGCUGCUGUGGGGCAAAGCUCUUCAAGACCUGAAGUGCACAUUGAGCACCAGAGGCCCUAUGACCCUGGGCAGGCCAGGGGAGGGGGCCACCAUGCUUCGGACAUUCACUCUCUUGCUCUUUUGCAUUUGGCUGAGUCUGGGUAUGACGUCAAUAGCAAUGCAGUCUCAGCCGGAGCUGUGGAUAGAGACCAGCUACCCCCAGGCUCCUUGGGAGAACAUCACACUUUGGUGCAAAAGCCCCACUCGGAUUUCAAGCAAGUUCCUGCUGCUGAAGGAUAAGACACAGAUGACCUGGAUCCGCCCUUCCUACAAGACCUUCCAAGUUUCAUUCCCCAUAGGUGCCCUUACUAAGUCCAAUGCAGGCCUUUACAGGUGCUGCUACUGGAAGGAGACAGGCUGGUCAAAGCCCAGUAAAGUUUUAGAGUUGGAGGCACCAGGCCAGCUGCCCAAGCCCAUCUUCUGGAUCCAAGCUGAGACUUCCCCUCUUCCUGGAUGUAAUGUUAACAUACUCUGCCAUGGCUGGCUGCAGGAUUUGGUAUUCAUGCUGUUCAAAGAGGGAUAUGCAGAGCCCGUGGAUUACCAAAUCCCAACUGGGACAGUGGCCAUAUUCUCUAUUGCCAACAUGACACCUGAGAGUGAAGGGGUUUACAUCUGCCGCACUCAUAUCCAGAUGCUCCCCACCCUGUGGUCAGAGCCCAGCAACCCGCUGAAGCUGAUUGUGGCAGGUGGGUGUGGCUAUGGCUGCUGGGGUCUGAUGAUCGUUGUCCCUGGGAUCAUGGUUGGAUAAAUAGGGUUUCUGAUUUUACUUCCCUCUCCCAUUUCCAAGGCCCUGCAAGGCUCAUGAGCUACAGUCAUUUGCCAUUUUACUGAGAUGCAAAUUAAAAUCACACAUGCUAGGAGGCAGAUGUGUGGGAGCCAAUCACUUGGCUAGUGAGUGAGCCCAAUGUUCAGCAGCUGCAGUGCAUCAUAGCUUUGUUGUUCUCUACUGUUGACUAUCAUACAUUCAUUCAUUCAUUCAUUCAGCUAAUAUUUAUUGAGCACUUAAUUUGCAGUCUUAUAAACUGAUU
This is a messenger RNA of Manis javanica (Malayan pangolin), 1355 nucleotides long. Its product is annotated as immunoglobulin superfamily member 1-like. The record is from RefSeq and is a predicted model, not a curated record. Gene Ontology annotation, cellular component: membrane. Gene Ontology annotation, biological process: immune response-regulating signaling pathway. Lineage: Eukaryota; Metazoa; Chordata; Mammalia; Pholidota; Manidae.